CGGCAGCGGGGCCGGGCCGGGGUGGCGGCGGGGCCGCUUCGCUUCGCUCCGCUCGGGCCGGUGCUCCUGGGCCCCGCAGAAUCCCGAGGCGCGGCCCGAGGGACCCGGGGAGGGCGCGGGGCAGGGGCUCGGCCGAGCCGGCUCGCUCGGGGCCCGCGGGAUCACCGGCCCCAGCCGGCCCCAGGUCCCGCCCCAGGCCCGGCCCCGCUGCGGGGCGGUCCCGGUAAUCCCGGGCCAUCUGGCGCUGUAAUCGGCUGAAUCUGGGGUUAGCUCCCGCGGAGCCUGCGGCGUCCGGCAGGAAAACCGGGAGCCGGGCUGUGUCCGUGGGCAGGAGAGCCGGGAGCCGGGCUGUGUCCGUGGGCAGGUGAACCGGGAGCCGGGCUGUGUCCGUGGGCAGGUCUUGGUAGAAGCUUGUCUCUGAAAGACUGGAAAGGAAUACAGAGCAUAAUGACCACUGCAGAUGAUAAACUGCUUGGCGAGAAGCUGCAGUAUUAUUACAGCAGCAGCGAGGGUGAGGAUGAAGACAGUGAGAAGGAGGAUAAAGAAGGGGAGAGCAGCAUUCCAGAAAGUGUGGGCGAGGUGGAGCUCAGCAGCGAUGGCAGCGCUGUCAACACAGGUCCCAAGGGAGUGAUCAAUGACUGGCGCAGGUUUAAGCAGCUGGAGACAGAGCAGCGGCAGGAGCAGCGCAGGGAGAUGGAGAGGCUCAUCAAGAAGCUCUCCAUGACCUGCAGGUCUCACCUGGAUGAUGAGGCUGAGCAGCAGAAGCAGAAAGAGCUGCAGGAAAAAAUCAAUGGGAAGAUGACUUUACAGGAAUACAACAUGAUCCACAAUGAUGAGGACGAUGAGGAGUUCUUGCAGCGCUACAGGAAGCAGCGGAUGGAGGAGAUGAGGCAGCAGUUGUACAGUGGGCAGCAAUUCAAGCAGGUGUUUGAGAUCACCAGUGGGGAAGCAUUUCUGGACACCGUGGACAAAGAGCAUAAGAGCACACUGAUCAUGAUCCAUAUUUACGAAGACGAUAUCCCUGGCACUGAAUCCCUGAAUGGCUGCAUGAUCUGCCUGGCUGCUGAGUACCCAACAGUGAAAUUCUGCAGAGUGAAGAGUUCACUCAUUGGUGCCAGCACUCGCUUCACUAACAAUGCCCUGCCAGCCCUGCUGGUCUACAAGGCAGGGGAGCUCAUUGGCAACUUCGUGCGCAUCACCGACCAGCUGGGAGAAGAUUUUUUUGCUGUAGACCUGGAGGCUUUUCUGCAGGAGUGUGGCUUGCUGCCAGAAAAAGACCUACUGCUUCUGACUUCUAUACAUAAUCCAUCUGCAUGUUACAGUGAAGACAGUGAUCUGGAAAUAGACUGAGCCCUUUGUGCCAAGGGCCCGUAGGUGUAGUUGUGCUGUGGGAUGUUCUUGUGCUAGGGAUUGUUCUCUCUCCUCCAUCGUGUGGGUAUGUAUUCCUCCCCUUCAUGCACUUUGACUUCUGCUCAUUAAAAAUAACAACAAAUUCCUAACAUUUUCUUAAAUUAAUUCCAUAUCUACAACUAAAACAGUCUCAUUUCAAAUGUGUUUUACUUAACACAAAGUUCUAACAUGAUUCAGUCAGUUUAGGAAAUUGUCUGUUGCAAUGUCUCAGCAUCCUUGCACAUUUCAAUUGAGAUGUGGCCACCAACUCCCUAAGAUAAGAACUGAGACUGCAAAUAAAAUAGUUUUUAACAUUCAAGACUUAAUAAUCUGGUGCUGAACUGCACCAGUUAAAAGUGUGAGGUCCCAUGUUCCAUUCCACAGUUUGCAGUCUCCUUCCUGGGAGAAUCUUGUUCUAACACUUGGCCUUAAAUUUUUGUUCCUUUCUCAAUUACAAAUAACAACAACCCCCGGCUUCAUCCUGAAAAUUGCUUUUCUUCCCUUAACCUUCCCUGAGACAUAAAUGCAAUUACAGCUCUUAAUACAUUCUUGGGUUCUAAAACCCAUCCUUGGAGUUCCUUGUAGUCACUUGAUCAGAAAAUGAGCUCUGCCUCUUCAGAGAGACUGCCUGCUGCAAAGAGCUCCAACGUGUGUGCUGAACAGCAGCAAGGAGAAUCUUGUUGGCAAAAUGCAGAAUUAGGACUUGAAUAACCUCAGAAUUUCAUCCCAUGCUAAAAUUACUAAAUCAAUGGUAAAGUUCUUUUCUGUCUGCCUUCAGUAGUAGAAGUAGACUAUCAUUACCUAAAUACAUGACCCAAUGUAAUGCCAUGUUUAAUGAUUAAAUUUAAUUGCAUUUUUUAUGUAAAGCACUUUGGAACACCAGGAAGAAUUGCAAAUGUGUCUGUGAAUCCUAAUAGGAUCUUAAUAAGAAUGGAUCUUGGGCUAGAAAAAAAAAUAAUUUCUAACUGUAUCUAUUUGAGCUGUCUUUUUAAAAGUAGUAUAAGCAGAAAAAUAAAUAAUCUGUAGUUUAAAGUGA
Messenger RNA from Agelaius phoeniceus (red-winged blackbird), 2425 nucleotides. NCBI's taxonomy places the organism in Eukaryota, Metazoa, Chordata, Aves, Passeriformes, Icteridae. The record is from RefSeq and is a predicted model, not a curated record.